AUGGCAUCGAGAGAUGGCUUUUCAUGGACCGAGGAGGAUGGUCUGAAGCCUGGAGUACCGUGUAUUGGCGCCAUUCAGCCUCCUAGCAACCUGACCUCUGCCCACGACGUUACUUACGACGUGAUUGUUGCAGGCGCUGGAUAUUGCGGACUUACUGCUGCAAGAGAUGCUGCUGUUGCAGGCCUGAAGGUACUCCUCCUCGAGGGACGCGAUCGAAUAGGUGGUCGGUCAUGGUCAUCUAACAUCGGAGGCUAUCCAUUUGAGAUGGGUGGGACAUGGGUUUUCUGGGGACAGCCGAAUGUGUGGCGCGAGAUAAUGCGAUACCAGAUGCAGGACGAAUUGGAGGUGUCUUACGACUUUUCCCGCGGGAUCAAUGAGUACCAUAUCUCCAAUGGGAGAACAACUCAGCGAUUCACCCACGACGAAGAGGUGCGUGGAUGGCCUCAACGAGCGAGGCGCUGUGCUGACGGUAUCCAGGAUAAAAUUGUUGAGUCAGGCCUUCGCAAACUCGUGAACGUCGACGGAGCGUACGGCAAGAACGUUAUACCUUUCAGCCACACCGGCAAGUUCUCUUCUGAGGCAAUAAAACUGGACAGCAUGUCGGUUGCCGAUCGUCUAGCCGAAAUUCAGGAUUCCCUGACGCCAAAUGAGCGUCUGGCAGUGGAAUCAUUUGUUCUGCUCUGCAGCGGAGGAACUCUCGAAACGACGAGCUUCUUCGAAUUUCUCCAUUGGUGGGCUUUGUGUGCCUACUCAUACGAGGGAUGCAUUGAUUAUCUUGUAAAGUACAAAUUUCGCGGCGGCCAAUCCAGUUUCGCCAUACGAUUCUUCCAGGAGGCCUUAGCCACGGGCAACCUCACUUACGCGUUCAACUCGCCAAUCGCCACAGUGAGAAACACGACUGCCGGAGUUGAAGUCACCACGAGACAAGCCGAAAGAUUCAAGGCGCGGAGGAUGAUCAGCGCCAUCCCCCUGAACGUGUUAAACAACGUUACCUUUGAUCCGCCCCUACCCCAGGGGAAACAGGCUGCUGCCAGCAUUGGGCACGUAAAUCAGUGCGUCAAGGUGCAUGCUGAGGUGCGUGACCGAGACCUAAGGUCUUACACAGGCAUCAGCUACCCGCACAAUGGACUCUUCUAUGCACUAGGGGACGGAGAGACUCCUUCCGGGAAUACUCAUAUCGUGGCUUUUGGUGGUCAGCACAACCAUUUCGAGCCGGAUGAAGACAUCGAGGCCACGAAGAAGGCUCUUCAGGGGCUGACUCCCAUGAACAUCGAGAGAAUUGUAUUCCACAACUGGUCCAAGGACGAAUUUGCAAAAGGCGCCUGGUUGGUUAUGAACUCUUCGUAUUUGAUUCAGCACUUGCGCUAA
Messenger RNA from Colletotrichum abscissum, 1368 nucleotides. Its product is annotated as monoamine oxidase N. The record is from RefSeq and is a predicted model, not a curated record. The transcript is spliced from 3 exons. Bases 1 to 1368 code for a protein of 455 amino acids. NCBI's taxonomy places the organism in Eukaryota, Fungi, Ascomycota, Sordariomycetes, Glomerellales, Glomerellaceae. Gene Ontology annotation, molecular function: oxidoreductase activity.